Messenger RNA from Danaus plexippus (monarch butterfly), 1512 nucleotides. RefSeq names its product malate dehydrogenase, cytoplasmic (gene Mdh1). Gene Ontology annotation, cellular component: mitochondrion; cytosol. NCBI's taxonomy places the organism in Eukaryota, Metazoa, Arthropoda, Insecta, Lepidoptera, Nymphalidae. Gene Ontology annotation, molecular function: L-malate dehydrogenase (NAD+) activity. The transcript has 2 exons. The coding region runs from base 266 to 1261 and encodes 331 amino acids. Gene Ontology annotation, biological process: oxaloacetate metabolic process; tricarboxylic acid cycle; malate metabolic process. The record is from RefSeq and is a predicted model, not a curated record.
GUUGUUUUUACAUAGUAAAGGGUUAACCACUAUUAUGACAUGUUUUCCGAACCAACAUUACGAACAUAAUCCAGACCGGAGUCCACGGAACUGGAAGUUACCUAUAUGAUAUUGAUAAUUUAGAAACAAGUAGGAGAUACAAGAUACCGGUGUAACUUUCAAGAAAUAGCUGACAAGUUGGCUCUUUCAAGCUGAUAUACCUAAGAGCCGAUUAUAUUUUAUUAAAACUUUAUAAACAAAAAACUUUUAUUAAUAUUUUCGCAAAAUGGCUGCACCAAUCAAAGUUGUUGUAACAGGGGCUGCUGGUCAAAUCGCGUACUCUCUUCUAUACCAAGUUGCUUCUGGAGCGGUUUUUGGCCCAGAACAACCUGUAUUCCUGCACCUUCUUGAUAUUGCUCCCAUGAUGGGAGUGCUGGAAGGUGUUGUUAUGGAACUUGCUGACUGCGCUCUACCUUUAUUAGCUGGUGUUUUACCCACUGCCAAUCCUGAAGAAGCAUUUAAGGAUGUAGCUGCUGCUUUUCUAGUUGGUGCUAUGCCAAGAAGGGAAGGAAUGGAAAGAAAAGACCUUCUUUCUGCUAAUGUACGCAUUUUCAAAGAACAAGGUCAAGCUUUGGAUAAAGUUGCUCGCAAGGAUGUCAAAGUUCUUGUUGUUGGCAACCCUGCUAAUACGAAUGCUUUGAUCUGUUCUAAAUAUGCCCCAUCUAUUCCAAAAGAGAAUUUCACUGCUAUGACUCGUCUUGAUCAGAAUCGUGCCCAGUCUCAAUUAGCAGCUAAGCUUGGUGUACCAGUACAGGAUGUUAAGAAUGUUAUUAUCUGGGGUAACCAUUCAUCCACUCAAUUCCCUGAUGCCUCAAAUGCGAAAGUCAUAAUUGGUGGUGUUGAAAAAUCUGUGCCGGAAGCUAUAAACAAUGAUGCUUUCUUAAAAACUGAUUUUGUAUCCACUGUACAAAAGCGCGGUGCGGCUGUUAUAGCAGCUAGAAAGAUGUCAUCAGCUUUGUCAGCGGCGAAGGCAGCUUCUGAUCACAUGAGAGAUUGGUUCUUGGGAACUGGCGAUCGUUGGGUCAGUAUGGGAGUUGUGUCUGAUGGUUCUUACGGUGUUCCCAAAGACGUUGUUUAUUCCUUCCCCGUCACUGUCUCUAAUGGAAAAUGGAAAAUUGUUGAGGGUCUUACAAUCUCUGAUUUUGCACGGGAAAAAUUAGAUAUCACUGGAAAGGAACUAGUUGAAGAGAAACAGGAUGCUUUGGAUGUCUGCAAAGAUUAAAUAUAAUAUAAAAUAAGAGCAAAUAUGUAUUUGUAGCUUUAUAUAGAUACACUUACUUUUUGAUGAUAUUAUUGGCAAUAAAUUUGUUACUGUUAUUCAAAAUUUUUUUAAUUCAUCUUAUUAUCUCACCUCAAUACUUUUUAUCCCACAUCAUAUAUUUUGUAACACUACUUGCUUUGCAUUUUUCUAGCACUGGAAUCAUUGUGAAAGCAAAUUAUUAUCUAAAUAAAUAUUAUUUCAAAUAAAAUCUA